Molecule: messenger RNA, 3687 nt
Organism: Heterocephalus glaber (naked mole-rat)
Lineage: Eukaryota; Metazoa; Chordata; Mammalia; Rodentia; Bathyergidae
Gene: St6galnac5
Product: ST6 N-acetylgalactosaminide alpha-2,6-sialyltransferase 5
Biological process (GO): ganglioside biosynthetic process; oligosaccharide metabolic process
Molecular function (GO): alpha-N-acetylgalactosaminide alpha-2,6-sialyltransferase activity
Source: RefSeq, a predicted model, not a curated record
UCAGAGAUUGCCCUGUUUUUAUCAAAAAUCACAAAACAGAUUAUCAAAUGGCCAUCGCAGGCAGGAUUCAGUUGGGUUCUCCUUCCUUUCUGCAUGAUGACUUCAUAAAAGAUUUUCAAAAGCCCUCGAACCCAGAAGUGGGUCCACUGGCAAGGUUAACUCUCCCACCCCAGAAAUUUCACUGGUGAACGCGCGUUCAUCUGGGGGCGGGGAGGGGGAGGAAGAGGUCUUUAGGACCCAGCGGGCGGCGGCAGGCGGCAGUUGUGUAGCUCGGUGAGACUACGAGGGUCCGGUUCAGUUUUAAUUCGGUGUCUAAUCUCUGCUACGGCGGCGCUUCCCGGGUCCCGCGGCUCCAGCCGCCGGGCGACAGUCGGAGCCACCGCUGCCCCCUCACCCACCAUGGAAACCCUCCAAGGAAAAGUGGCUCCGGACGCGAGUGCCUGAGAUUCCGCACGGAAGAGGUGCCCAAAAUGAAGACCCUGGUGCGCCACGGCCUGGCAGUGUGUCUCGCGCUCACCACCAUGUGCACCAGCUUGUUGCUCGUGUACAGCAGCCUCGGCGGCCAGAAGGAGCGGCCCCCGGCCCCAGCGACCGGCAGCGCGCAGCCCGCGGCUGACAGCAGCCCCCACCCGCGCCUCGCAGCCCCCGCCGCCCCGCGGCCGCUGGACGGGUACCUCGGCGUGGCCGACCACCAGCCCCUGAAAAUGCACUGCAGGGACUGUGCCCUGGUGACCAGCUCAGGACACCUGCUGCGCAGUCGGCAGGGCCCGCAGAUUGACCAGACCGAGUGUGUCAUCCGCAUGAACGACGCUCCUACUCGCGGCUACGGGCGCGACGUGGGCAACCGCACCAGCCUGAGGGUCAUCGCGCACUCCAGCAUCCAGCGCAUCCUCCGCAACCGCCACGACCUGCUCAACGUGAGCCAGGGCACCGUGUUCAUCUUCUGGGGCCCCAGCAGCUACAUGCGGCGGGACGGCAAGGGCCAGGUCUACAACAACCUGCAGCUCCUGAGCCAGAUGCUGCCGCGGCUGAAGGCCUUCAUGAUCACGCGCCACAAGAUGCUGCAGUUCGAUGAGCUCUUCAAGCAGGAGACCGGCAAAGACAGGAAGAUCUCCAACACUUGGCUCAGCACUGGCUGGUUCACGAUGACAAUUGCACUGGAGCUGUGUGACAGGAUCAAUGUGUAUGGCAUGGUGCCCCCGGACUUCUGCAGGGAUCCGAAUCACCUUUCAGUACCUUAUCAUUAUUAUGAACCUUUUGGACCUGAUGAAUGUACAAUGUACCUGUCCCAUGAGCGGGGACGGAAGGGCAGCCAUCACCGGUUCAUCACAGAGAAGCGAGUAUUUAAGAACUGGGCACGGACAUUCAAUAUUCAUUUUUUUCAACCAGACUGGAAACCAGAAUCACCUGCUGUGAAUCAUCUGGAGAAUAAACCUGUGUUCUGAGGAACGAGUACACAAGAUCCUAACCCUAGACCGGGUACCGGUCUGAUGAGUGUUGCCCCUUUGAAAGGAGCCACAUUGGAAACUGAAUGCUCAUUUCAGCGAUGCUGCUGUGGCUGAAAGCAUUUUGGAUCUCUUUAAGUAUUGCCUUUGAAACCCGAACGAGCAACUCAACAACACUGGUUGCAUUCCUUUAUAGAAACACCAUGUCAGAAGACAUUUUUCUAUCAAGUUGUAUUCUAACCCAAUCUAUAACCUUUGCCAUUUGUCAGACUGUUUGUGUGAUUUGUAAAAAGCAGCCUGAAAGUACGGACAUGGUUUUCGAAGAGCACAUCUCCACUGACUGACUUUCAUAAGGCAAAUGUUCGAUAUUUAUUUAUUCAGAGUUUUUUAGUGCACUGUAGGCCAGUAUUUUUAUGAGUACAAUUACGUGGUAACUUAUUCUUCCUAACUCGAAUCUUCAAUGAUGGUUGGAAAUGGCCUAGAAUUGGGUCGAUGAGUUACUGUGUCCUCAGUGAUCACUGUCAGCAUGCUGUUGGUAUUUGACUUGAAAAUGUUGUUUAACGUGUGUUUUGGACCCCUAGGCUUUGGGAAAAUUGCUCUUUCAUAGCAAGAACAGCUAUAUCAUUUUCUAAUGAGCAGACAUGCUCCAAAAGAACAAAAUUGAAAACCAAAAACUGUGUUAUUAAAACAAAAAGAUGCUAGCAAGAAACUUUAAAGAUAGUUUUCUUUAGUAACAACUGAUAUGAGUAACUUCUCUUAAGGCCUAGUUUCCUCUUUUUUAGAAUGAUCUCAUUGUACUGAAAGAUCUCUUAGGUUUUGUUCCUCUUCUGAAACUCUAUGGGUCCUCAUAGACUUGUUUGAAGACUGUUUAUAUUUCAAGUGAUAGGGUUCCAUCUUUACCAAGAACUGUGUUCUGCAGGCAUUUUAUAUUCCAGUACGACUUAUCUCUGUGUGUGUGGUUAGAGCACUUCCUCCUGGAUGGAUCCCCAUUGCCUAAAUCUAUCCCAUUUCUCUGGAAGCAACACAAACGCACGCACGCGCGCGCGCACACACACACACACACUUCUGAAGAGUUUCCUGACUGCAAGUGCAAGGAAUUGACCUUCUGUGAGGAGAAAAGAACAGGAAAAGAUUCCCUAUCACACAACUCAUUAUCUUAAUGCACUAUUCAGACUCACUGCAAAUCUUAAAUUACAGUCACUACCAUUCCUUGGUCUGAAAGAAUAUGAAGGACUCAAUUUAUACAAAGCAAGAUCAAUUAAUAUGAUAGAUUUUCAUUUAAAUAUAAGUAAUAUUGUUCAAAAACAGUCUUUUGAGAAUACACUAGUGGUUUUUUUACACAUUGCUUUGGAGGCAUUAGUUCUGUAAUGCAAAAUUUGAAGAUGCCGGCAAAUACUAUGUAUGGAGACUCUCAUGACUCAAUUUGUGAUUUAAGGUCUCUCCCUUACCUGUUCUUUUCCCUCUUCUUAGUAAGAAGAUUCCAUUUUCUCUCACUGACUAGUACUAUUAAUUAUCUGGACUACUGUUGUUGAAACACAAACAGUCCAAGUAUUCACACAGCAAAGACAAAGUUGGUAUUAUUGUGGUGUGGCUUGAGCUGUUAAACACAGUAAAAUGUUGAAGUAGCUUUCCAAAGCAUAAUGGAAUUCGUUUUUUAAAUUUUGUCAUAGUUUUUAAAGGGACUAUGAAUUUUACUCCAACAUGAUCUCUUUGCAGCAUGGACUCUGAACACACAACGUUUCUGUGAACAUAGAAAGUAUAUGACUUUUAUGCAACUGAUUUAUAGGCCACAUUUUGCUCAGAUGUCGACUCUUUGACAAGGCAUAUUUUUAUGGCAAUUUGGAAAGGCAUAAUUACAAAGAUGUAACAAUAUCACCUUACCUAUUUGUGUAUCUUUAGUAGGUCUUUCUUUUAAAAAAUUGUUAGGAUAGCCCCAUCUUUUUGUAACUUCUCCCUCUGAAAUACUAAGAGUGGAAAGCAACAGAAUUUUGAAAGUCUUGGCUUUGCUGGGAAAUGUAUCUAGAAUUUGAUCAUAUUUUUUUAAAUAUGCUACAAAUACGUGUAAGAAAUUAUCGCUUAGGUACUGGUUUUAUUGCAGCAUUAAAGAAUAUGCCUAGAACCCUGAUGGAUUAUGCUGAUGGACCUGGUUGUGGGCAAUUGAAUUCUUGUCUUGCCACUAUCAUUUCAUGACUAUCAGUCUUAACGCCAUUCAAUACCAUUAAAUAUAAACCCUGAUAUAAAA